GAGAGCCCGUGGACGUGCUGAAGAUCCUCCAGCUCCACUCCCUGCCCGAAGGCGUCAAGAAGGUGCCGGGUUUCUGCUCCCAACGCGGCGCCGGCUCCGACGUCGCCUACCGGAUAACGCGGCAGGCGCAGCUCAGCGCGCCCACCCGGCAGCUCUUUGCCGCAUCCCGCUCCGAGGGGUGUCCUCGGUGGCACCUCGGUGACACCUCGGUGUCCUUCCCCCCCCAGGGUGACCGCGGCUUCGACGGGCUACCAGGGCUGCCGGGUGACAAAGGCCACCGGGGCGAAACCGGCUCGCAGGGGAUGCCGGGACCCCCCGGCGAGGAUGGCGAGAGGGGUGACGAUGGAGAAGUGGGACCCCGAGGACUCCCCGGAGAAGCGGGACCCAGAGGUCUGCUCGGCCCCAAAGGCCCCCCGGGAAUCCCCGGCCCCCCGGGCGUGCGUGGCAUGGACGGUCCCGUCGGUCCCAAGGGGAACCUGGGGCCGCAAGGGGAGCCCGGACCCCCCGGUCAACAGGGGACCCCAGGAACCCAGGUGAGCACCCCCAUUUCGAAGGUCUCCCUGGAGGAGAUCUACAGCGGUUGCACCAAGAAGAUGAAGAUCUCCCACAAGCGUCUCAACCCCGAUGGGAAGACGGUGCGUAACGAGGACAAGAUCCUCACCAUCGAGGUGAAGCGGGGUUGGAAGGAAGGCACCAAGAUCACCUUCCCCAAGGAGGGCGACCAGACCCCCAACAACAUCCCUGCCGACGUUGUCUUUGUCCUCAAAGACAAACCUCAUGGCGUCUUCCGCCGGGAGGGCUCGGACAUUGUCUACCCGGCGAAGAUCAGCCUCCGCGAGGGUCAUCCCGGGAAGGAGGGACCCCCCGGCACCAAGGGCAACCAGGGCCCCUCAGGUCCCCAGGGCCCCAUCGGCUAACCCCGCCCCCGCGGGGUGAAGGGCAGGGGAGUGGACGGCAUCCGGGGGCUGAAAGGACACAAGGGUGAGAAGGGCGAGGAAGGCUUCCCCGGCUUCAAGGGGGACAUGGGCGUGAAAGGAGACCGGGGCGAAAUCGGCGUGCCGGGCUCCCGGGGUGAGGACGGACCCGAAGGUCCCAAGGGACGGACGGGACCCACCGGUGACCCCGGUCCCAUCGGGCUGGUGGGAGAGAAGGGGAAGCUGGGAGUGCCAGGCCUGCCCGGCUACCCAGGACGUCAGGGUCCCAAGGUGAGCGUGAUGGCCGGAGCCGCUGGCGAAUCUGGCCCCAUGGGGGAGAGAGGCCACCCGGGCCCCCCCGGCCCCCCAGGAGAGCAAGGGCUACCGGGACCAUCUGGCAAGGAGGGCACCAAGGGAGACCCCGGCCCCACUGGCUCCCCCGGGAAGGACGGUCCCGCCGGCUUGCGGGGUUUCCCCGGUGAGCGGGGUCUGCCCCCCUCGCAGGGCGGCCCAGGGCUGAAGGGCAACGAGGGACCAGCGGGACCCCCAGGACCCGCAGGCUCCCCUGGGGAGAGAGGUGGCCCGGGGCAAGGUGGUCCCGUUGGCCCCCCAGGACGACCAGGACCACAGGGACCACCGGGCCCUGCCGGAGAGAAAGGAGUUCCCGGUGAGAAGGGCCCCAUGGGUCCCGCUGGCCGGGAUGGCGUUCAGGGUCCUGUGGGUUUACCUGGCCCAGCCGGCCCCCCCGGCGGCCCCGGGGAGGACGGUGACAAGGGUGAGGUGGGCGAGCCGGGACAGAAGGGCAGCAAAGGCAACAAGGGCGAGCACGGUCCUCCUGGUCCCCCUGGGCCCAUCGGGUCAGUCGGGCAGCCCGGAGCCGCUGGUGCCGACGGGGAACCGGGUGCCAGGGGUCCCCAGGGACAUUUCGGGGCCAAGGGUGACGAGGGGACACGGGGCUUCAACGGUCCCCCUGGCCCCAUCGGCCUCCAGGGUUUGCCGGGGCCGGCUGGUGAGAAGGGUGAAACGGGUGAUGUUGGCCCCAUGGGCCCGCCGGGCCCCCCAGGUCCCCGUGGCCCAGCUGGACCCUCUGGAGCUGACGGACCCCAGGGACCCCCUGGAGGUGUUGGGAACCUGGGACCUCCUGGUGAGAAGGGGGACCCCGGUGAAUCGGGAGCCCCGGGAAUCCAAGGGGAGCCAGGAGUCAAGGGCCCACGAGGAGAGCGAGGGGAGAAGGGAGAAGCCGGAGCUGCCGGUGCUGCUGGGCCACCUGGAGGGAAAGGGCCCCCCGGCGACGACGGGCCCAAGGGCAACCCCGGUCCCGUUGGCUUCCCAGGCGAUCCCGGACCCCCAGGUGAAAUGGGUCCCAGGGGCCAGGAUGGCGCCAAGGGCGAGCGUGGGGAGGACGGCGAGCCCGGGGAGCCGGGCUCACCGGGUCCGACAGGCGAGAACGGUCCUCCUGGUCCCCUGGGGAAGAGGGGCCCAGCUGGCUCCCCCGGCCCCGAGGGGCGUCAGGGCGAGAAGGGCGCGAAGGGAGAACCAGGCGCAGUGGGUGCUCCUGGCAAGACCGGUCCCGUGGGUCCCCAGGGCCUUGCUGGGAAGCAGGGCCCCGACGGUCUCAGAGGUCUGCCUGGCUCGGUGGGAGAACAAGGCAAACCGGGUACCACAGGCCAGGCUGGGCCACCAGGACCGGUGGGUCCCCCGGGUCUCCCCGGCCUCAAAGGUGACACCGGUGCCAAAGGAGAGAAGGGCCACCCUGGUCUCAUCGGCCUGAUCGGACCCCCAGGGGAGCAGGGGGAGAAGGGAGACCGAGGUCUCCCCGGCCCCCAGGGCUCCACGGGGCAGAAAGGAGAAACUGGGAUCCCUGGUGCUACUGGACCCAUCGGCCCCGCCGGCCCCCCCGGACUUCCCGGCCCAGCUGGUCCCAAAGGUGCCAAGGGAGCCAUGGGUCAAGCAGGACCCAAAGGUGAACGUGGACCCCCAGGACCCCCUGGACACCCGGGUCCCCCUGGGGAGGUGAUCCAGCCCCUGCCAAUCCAGCUGCCCAAGAAGAGCAAGCGCUCCAUUGACGCCAGCAAGCUGGUGGACGAAGAGGAGGGUGAGGAUGGAGAGAGACCUGCCGCCGACCAGGCGUCUCGUGACUACGCCGACGGCAUGGAGGAGAUCUUCGGCUCCCUCAACUCCCUCAAGCAGGAGAUCGAGGGGCUGCGGCGCCCAAUGGGCACCCGAGACAACCCUGCCCGCACCUGCCAGGACCUGCAGCUCAGCCACCCUGGCCUGCCUGAUGGCGAAUACUGGAUUGACCCCAACCAAGGCUGCGCUCGAGACUCUUUCAAGGUUUACUGCAACUUCACCGCAGGUGGGGAGACCUGCGUCUUUCCCAGCAAGGAUGUACAGGAGGUGAAGAUGGCGGCGUGGGAGAAGGAGGUGCCCCAGCGGUGGUUCAGUCAGUUCCAGGAGGGCAGCAGGUUCUCCUACACGGACUCGGAGAGCCAGCCCCUUGGCGUGGUGCAGCUGACCUUCCUACGGCUCCUCAGCGUCUCUGCCCGCCAGAACUUCACCUACCACUGCCAUCGCUCGGUGGCCUGGCACAGCACCACCUCUGGGGACCACCAGCGUGCCCUCCGCUUCCUGGCUGCCAAUGAGGAGGAGCUCAGCUACGACACCAGCCCCUACAUCAAAGCUGUGAUGGACGGCUGCGCGGCACGGAAGGGCUCCAGCCGAACGGUGCUAGAGGUGAGCACGCCCCGCCUGGAGCAGCUCCCGCUGCUGGACGUGCGCAUCAUGGACUUCGGCGAGCCCGGCCAGAGGUUUGGGUUCGAGGUGGGCCCAGUCUGUUUCCUCGGCUAG
This is a messenger RNA of Nipponia nippon (crested ibis), 3761 nucleotides long. The record is from RefSeq and is a predicted model, not a curated record. Lineage: Eukaryota; Metazoa; Chordata; Aves; Pelecaniformes; Threskiornithidae.